This is a messenger RNA of Schistosoma curassoni, 4210 nucleotides long. The record is from the annotation of a GenBank genome assembly. NCBI's taxonomy places the organism in Eukaryota, Metazoa, Platyhelminthes, Trematoda, Strigeidida, Schistosomatidae.
GAACUUGGACGCUACGUUUCAAGGUCUAAAGCUAUGAUGUUUUAGUGGUGAUUACAAUGUCUUCUGUCAUCUUGCGGCUGAGGCAUCUCCGAGCUGUAUAUGGACGAAAUUUUAGUGUUUCUGAUGAAGAGUCCAGUGAAACUGUAGGAGUGACUUUCGCCCUAAGUUCCGUUAAUCAAGAUAACAUUGGAUACUACUACGUCAGUGAUGUUGCCUGUGAUCUCAAAAAUCCAGAAUGGGAUCCCGUUGAAAUUCAUAAUCUUCCUAAACAAUACUUAUCAUCCAAAGCCGUCUUGUUUACUUUUUUUCUAUCACAUAGAGAAAGCAACUCAAUUCUGUUUGAGAUUGUAGUACAUUUUUCCGGCCUCGUUCCUACAAACUCAGAAAUGCGUGAAAGUAUGUGUUUCUCUGACUCAACAGAUCAGGUUUACUUCCAAAUGGGAAGACACAUUUAUUCUUUCCGCAAACACUUCGACCCAGGCAUAAUCUGUCCUAAUCUGUGGCCUAAAGGUAAACCCCUUCCUGCCUCCAAGUUAUCUUACGACCUUACCACGCUUCAAAGGUUUUUAGCCAACAAGGAGGCUUCUAAGGUUCAGUUAGAACGUAUCAGAUACAUGCAAAAUCUUGCUGGUGGUUUGAAAUCUUCACUACAUAAUUUAUUUAGUCAAGGUGUAGCUACUGAAAGAUUAGCUAUUGCAAUGGACUCUGUCAAGCAACGCACGGAAACACUCAAAUACUCAAUAUCAUUAGCACGCAAUAAACUACACGCACUGGAGAGCAGAAAAGUUUCUCUAGAACAGGAAUUCCUAAACAUAAAUGGAAAUAAAGCAGCAAUCAAUAGCCGGUUGAAAGUUUUAAAACAAUCUUUAAACGAUGGAUAUAAUGACCUCAGCAAAACACGUUACGCACUGUUGACUCGUAUUCUUCAUUUAUUAAAUGAAGUUUAUGGUCUUUUUACCAAUGAUUUAAUAAAUCCAAUGUGCAACAUUGGUGAAGAAAUUAACUCAAACGGUAUUAUAAAUUCAGUAACAGCAAAGAAUGAUAAAUUCAUGGAUAAGUUUUCCAAUGAUUACGUUCAUAUAAAUGAGCAUUUUUCAGUUCCAUUUGAUGGCAUAGAAUUGUCUAAUGAUAAUAAUAAUAAUAAUCCAAUUCAUUAUAUAAACUAUGGAAUUGAAACAUUUACAUCGCCCACAUGCUUUGCUUAUACCAUGCAUUUGUUUACUUUGAUCACUGCAAUUCUUGACCAACCAAUAAUUUAUCCUAGAGAUUUUGUUGAAAUUUAUCCCAAGUUAAAACUGUUGGAUAUUUCCACUCGUGAUAUUUCUCAAUCAGAUCGUUGCCAAGCAAUUUGCAUACUAAAGCGUAACAUCAUGUCUUUGGGUUCAAGAUUUAAUUUAUAUCUGACGCCAGAAAAGCAUGCGUUGUAUAACUUGAAAUAUUUAUUUGAUCAUUUUCAGAACAGUAAGUGAAGUUAAUGUGACGUAACUGUUCUCAAUUUUUAUUUAAUCGAAAAUAUUACGGUUAAUUUCGUUUGGUGUUUCCGACCAAACGACUAAGUGAUGUGUCGAAAUCCCGGAACGAAAACAGUAGCUUUUUGUAAAAUACGGUAGUAUUAAUAAUGACAAUAUAAGAAAUAUAUUUACAAACCUCAGUACAUGAGGUUUCUAUGGUGCUUACCGCGUGCAUAUGCAUUCAGAGAUGAAGAGGUUCUUGGAAUAGCUGUAUGGGGAUUAUUUACCAAAAUAUACGAUAAUCUACUUGAUAGCCAGUAGUUUUGUCAAUACCACAGUGCAACCAACAAUCGAAACGAGUACUAAUAACACAAAAUACUAAAACUAUCAUGCCGUAACAAAUUUUUGAUGACUAAACAAGAGAUCGAAGUAACUGUCACAAUUGUAACAAUAAGUUGACUGAAAGUCACAAGUUUAUGUAACAUAUCCAUAAAUUCAACUCAACAACGAAGGGAUAUUAUGCUUCUUAUGUACAAAAUUGAUUGAAAAUGCCAUUAGCUUCUGAAUAUUAGUGAGUAACAUGAUGUGCUACACAAAACGAACCGGAUGAGAAGGAAAUAGAGGUAAAAGAUGCAAGUGGAAUUGACAAUUAAAAUGCAAUGUAACCUGCUUUUACUCGUACACUCUCAAGCCACUGUCUUCUGCCAUAACGACUAUGUUGAUUGCCACUAUUACUAAUUAUAACCGAGGUGACCGGACAAUUGACUUAUCAUCAAAUUUACACCGCAUAAGUUUUGAAAUAAUAUUACCGAGCGAUCAUGUAAAUGCAUAUUGGGGAGUUCAAACUAUUAUUAUUGUGAUCGACAAUUAAAUAAAACGACAUGAAACUGAUGGUCACUAGGCAAUCAGUCAGACUCCAUUCCUGUACCGUAUAACAUCAUCUUUAAUAUUAGUGAAUUAAAUGUUCACGAUUGUAUAAGAGUUUUAGAGAACAUUGAAAAUUCUAAUUUUUUGUCAUGAACCGACUUCAGUUGGAUGACCAGGAAGCAAUUGGAAGGUAUUUCGUUCGGGUAAGGGACUCGCCAGUAGUUUGUAUCCGCGAUCCCUCAGGGGUGCGAACCCGUGAUCGUCAAGGUUAGCAGCGAUCGCUUAAUGUUCAAACCACUGAGUUUCUACUUCGUAAUUUACAUCCAUAUUUUGAGAUAUUGCAUGGCCAUCACCCAUUCUCACUGGUGAUAUCUGUCUCACACCCGAUAUAGUUGUGAGUGGGGUGGGAGAUAAGAUAGAUACGGUCGAUGAGUCCCACAAUAGGACAAAAUAGUUGUUCCUUGUUUUCAUUGGUUGUUUAGAUAAAGCCAGUCCUUGGUAUAAAUCUGCAAAUAUCUAUACGAAUUUGCGCAUAACUCAAAGCAAAAAUAAUCCAUCUGUUACCACUUGAUCAGCGUCGUUAUUUCCUGGUGUGUAUGUGUAUUUGGAUUGCGAAAAUGCGUAGUGUUUUUGAUUUAGUAGAGUAGUUAAGAACAUCCAUGACUUAACUUAAUAUUACUCAUCUGAAAAUAAAUGACCAUAAACAAUCGAGGAAUAAAGUUAUAUAGUUCGUAAGCCCUGAAAUACUCUCAGCUCAUUUGUGUAUUAUAAAUUUCAGCAGUCAGUUUGUAUCCUGUUGUUAUAGUCAUAAUUAGCGUAAAUAUAGAUAUUAUUGACGUUAUGACAAUUGAAACAAAAUGGUAGAUGUUAACUAUCGAUUAAAGUCACGUUUUUCCAUCAGUGUUUCAUGUGAAACACAUAUUCUCAAGAGAUUUGUACAAGAUUGUAAAUACUACUGUUUGUCUAUUGAAAGACACCACCAAUUCAUAUUGUGAGAUUCGAUAUAAAUCUUAGAAAUCUAACCGCGGACGGUAUGUACAGAAGUCCAGCAGCAUUAACUAUUUUCCAGAAGUGGAAAAAUUUUACUUAAUUUGGUGCUUAUUGUUUUUUAAUCUGAUCUGAUGAUGAUUACAAAACUCUCAUUACUGUUUGAGGAACUCCUAAGCUUGCCAAUUUCGUGAUAUCUUCUAACUUAGUAUCCACGUGAUCUAAUCACCUAUACACAUUGUUUCAGAUAUAUAUUUAACCAAGGAAUAUUAAAAUGUUUGAAAUUCAAAAUCAUGUGCUAGUCACCACAAUCAAGACACAUUUAACACAUGAAAUAUACCUGGUUUACUAAUCUUAGUAUAUUGCUGAAUCAACAUAGAUUUAAACAAUAUUUAAUAUAAACAAUAAACCGUUACUUUGAUUAGAAUUUACAAUUAAAUCAAUGACUUAAAGGUUAAAUAAUCUAACUUCUAAUCAUUAAAAGCCAUGGGUUUGAAUGACUCUUCUCAGCCUACUAUGGUUUAAGUAGUCAGUUAAUUUAUUAACAAACAUAUACCAACAUGAUAUUGUCGGGUUUGUAUAGUUGUUUUGUUUUUCUUCAAAUAAAAUACAAUGUGGACUUCUUUUGAAUGACUGGUCAUAACAACAAUUUGAUUAUGGAUUGAUUGAUUAUGAAUAUGAUGAUUAUCUCAUUUUAUCUCAAUAUAUUUUGCACUUGUUAAAAUGCAUUAAAUAACGCAGAUAAUUAGUGACACUGUGUGUGUGUGUUCUAACAUGUAAAUUAUAAGAGCAAUUAAUGUGCAUAAAAAUAGUUUUAUCUAAUUAAAAAGUACAUAAUAUUUAUACUUAACAAAUCAAUAAUUAAGACUUGUGUUUACUCUGUAAAUAUAAGUACACAUAGUUAG